CUUGGGAGGUGAGGAAUUAUCACUGGCACUGAAAUAAUGGCCCGGUUAUUGUGGGGAACAGUUUUUCUCUUUCUGACUGUAACUAUCAGGGACACAUUCCCACAAAGGAUCAUUGGGGGUCAAGAGGUCGUGCCCUACUCCAUAAAGUACCAGGCAUCUCUUCAGUAUGACAGGAAGCAUUACUGUGGAGGAACUCUCAUUCACCCACAAUGGGUGGUGUCUGCUGCCCACUGCUGGCGACCGGCCAGUGUGAUUCAGGCAGUGUUGAGUGAGCAUAGCCUUGCUGUAGAAGAGAGAUUCGAGCAAGUAUUGAACGUGUCCAGAAUCUACACGCAUUUUGCAUACAACCCAAGGACAUUUAACAAUGAUAUUAUGCUAAUUAAGCUCAGUGUUCCAGUUCAGCUUAAUGCAUAUGUUCAGCCGGCCCCCCUACCAAAUGCAGACACAUCUGAGCUCGCAGGAGGAACCAGCUGCACCGUGAGCGGAUGGGGAGUGACGCGAAUAUACAGCUCCUAUCUGUCACCAGUUCUGCGUGCAGUGGAUGUGGACAUCAUCCCUAACUGCCAGUACUUCUACUACUAUAGAGUCAAUGACAACAUGAUCUGUGCUGGCUCUCGCUUCGGAGGAAAAGACUCCUGCCAGGGAGAUUCAGGUGGGCCUCUUAUAUGUGAUGGUAAUUUAGAAGGCAUUGUGUCGUGGGGAAUCAGCUGUGCCCAAGCAUACUAUCCUGGUGUCUACACAAAAGUGAGGAACUACAACCGCUGGAUUGACUGGAUCAUUAGCAAUGACAGUUAAAAUACACAUUCACCAGAAUUACCAUUAAAUCUGAAUAAAGAAAAGGAUGUAUUUACCAAUAAAUCCCACUUACUAUCCCCAAAAACUGAUCAUUAUAUUUAACCAGAAUCUCAAAAAUCCUAUUUUGGACACAUAUAAUUCAAAAAGCAUUAGGUCAACAUUAAAAUUAUAAUAGGCCCUAUUUUGUUUCUUAAUGCACAGUCCUGGUCUUAUUGUGUACGUUUCAUCUGUGCAUGUUAUUUCAAGGGAAAAAAAUUAGUUUUCAUAAUCUUGAUUAAUCAUAAUCCAAAUAUAAAAACUUGCUCUGCUUCUGAAAUUAUUUUCUUUUUUGGCUGAUGUCACGGAUCACUCUUACUUUUCAACCCCUCCUGUCCAACCACCAGGCUUCAUUCUGGUUACGCCCACUUUUCAUAUUCAUUUUAUUUGUCAUUACUAAUUCAUAUUGAUGCAUAUACAUCUUUGGAAUGUUAUUUUUGUUGGCAUGUGUACAAACUAAGACAAUUGUUUCUAAAUGCUGGCCAUAUGCUGCAGUAUCCAAAGACCUGUAUUGUAUCACAGCAUUAAAGAUGGACCAUGUCAAUGCGAUUGAUGGAAAUGUCACAAUCUUCUUUUUAAAUGCAUAAAGUUUACAACAAGCUGUUACUUGAAGUAUUUUUAUUGACUCUGAACUCUGAACUAA
Molecule: messenger RNA, 1474 nt
Organism: Myxocyprinus asiaticus (Chinese sucker)
Lineage: Eukaryota; Metazoa; Chordata; Actinopteri; Cypriniformes; Catostomidae
Product: trypsin-3
Exons: 6
Coding region: 37-795 (252 amino acids)
Biological process (GO): proteolysis
Molecular function (GO): serine-type endopeptidase activity
Source: RefSeq, a predicted model, not a curated record